GCUGCGAUGGGGCCUUUGGGCAUUUUACUGGCGUAACUGUGCUGGAGGACAAAGUAGCGCAGUGUCCCCUUAGGCAGAGGCGGGUCCAGCACUGCCCAAGCUGUGGGGCACGAUCCAGGCUCAGCUGAGCGCCGGAGGAGGUGGGGAUGCUGGGAAUUGAGGUUCUCUGGUGCUCUUCAUUGCUUAGUUUUAAACAUAACCUGGAAGACCAAGGAUUUCCUUACCCUGAGGGCACGUGGUUUGACACACACCUGGGUGUGCACUUGUGGGGUUGGGGGCUCGAGGCCCAGGCAUGUUACCUGCUUGCCAGGGCCUGCACCUUCCUUCUCUCUUGAGCUGUGUUGACGCUGCUGCUGUCUGCUGUUCGCUGGUGGGUUUUACUCUUCUCUAAGUUGAUGCCAAGUUUUACUGGACAUCUCUAGAAAGACUGGAACUUUUCAGUGUGCACAAUCCUGGUGAUGCUGUAUAGUAAGGCCAGGCAGCAGCUCUGGCAUAGGUUGUUUGACUUUAGGGUGCUUUUAUUCCGUGGUUUGGUAGGAAGUUCAGCCGAGCCAUUGCUUUAACUCUUCUUUUAUCUUCACAGAGUGAUCCCUGUGGGUUCUGUGUUCUGUCUGUGGCUAAGAUAACAUUGAGGGCAAACCGUCUCCUGAGCUCUCUGGCUCUUCCCAGUCUACAAGCGCUGCCCAGAGAGGGGGAAAUGUCUUGCACACAUCCCUUGGGUGAUGAGCCUGAUAUCCAAGCUGCGGGAGGAGCAGAACUGCUUCACAAGGCGGUUUCAGCUGGGGUGGGAUCAGAGAGAGCUGCUCCCUGGGCUGCUUCCUGUGCCCUUCCCAAAUGUGAGCGCAUCGCAGCCAGCACGGAGAAAGGCCUUCUCUUGUUUUCAAGGCACUUACCUCUGCCUCCUGUUCUUUUGUCCAAAAAAAGAAAAAGCCAAACCAAAUCAGUCCACAAAGAACUUGUGCUGAUCCAAGGAGGAGGCUCUGGAGUCACUUCUUUUCUUCCCAAGAUCCUUGCUGUGUGCUGGAGUUUCUGCCCUCAGCUUCAGGGGAUCAGCUACGGGGAAUCAGGAUCUUGGAAUCUUUUGAUUUUGGUUUUACUUGAACCCUUUCAACUGGGAAGCUGAAGCUAUCACUGCUAAAAUCCCGUUUUUUUUUCCCAAGCAUGUCAGAAAGCUGGCAGCAGCAGCAGCAGCAACCACAGCAGCCGCCGCCACCGCAGCAGCACCACGCUGGGGCAGCCGCCCUCCCAGAGCACUCCAUCCCACCCAGCACUGCUGACAACCCCUUGGGCUGCGCCGUCUACGGCAUCCUGCUCCAGCCAGACCCUGGACUGCAGCACCACCAGCACGCCCCCAUCCAGGCUGGAGACCCAUCCCACAAAUGUGGUGUGUGUGGCCACGACCUCACUCACCUCUCCAACCCCCAUGAGCACCAGUGCUUGCCAGGCCAUGACCGCUCUUUCCAGUGUACCCAGUGCCUGAAGAUUUUCCACCAGGCCACCGACCUCCUCGAACAUCAGUGCAUCCAGGUGGAGCAGAAGCCUUUUGUGUGCGGGGUCUGCAAGAUGGGCUUCUCCCUCCUCACCUCGCUGGCGCAGCACCACAACGUCCACAACGGCAACGCCAUGAAGUGCUCUAUCUGUGAGAAGACCUACAAGCCUCCUGAGGUAGAGCAUCCGCAGCCUCUCGACCCCUCGGAGAAGCCCUACAGCUGCUCCAUCUGCCAGAAAACCUUCAAGCACCUCUCGGAGCUGUCCCGGCACGAGCGCAUCCACACGGGCGAGAAGCCGUACAAGUGCACGCUGUGCGACAAGAGCUUCAGCCAGUCGUCCCACCUGGUGCACCACAAACGGACGCACAGCUCGGAGCGGCCCUACAAGUGCACGGUGUGCGAGAAGAGCUUCAAGCACCGCUCCCACCUGGUGCGCCACAUGUACGCGCACUCGGGGGAGCACCUCUUCAAGUGCAACGUCUGCGAGCUGCACUUCAAGGAGUCCUCGGAGCUGCUGCAGCACCCCUGCACGCCCAGCGGCGAGCGGCCCUUCCGCUGCGGGGAGUGCCAGAAGGCCUUCAAGCGCCCCUCGGACCUGCGGCAGCACGAGCGCACGCACAGCGAGGAGAGGCCCUUCAAGUGCGACCUCUGCCAGAUGAGCUUCAAGCAGCAGUAUGCGCUCAUGCGCCACCGCCGCACGCACAAGGCCGAGGAGCCCUUCAAGUGCAACCUGUGCGAGAAGGGCUUCGUGCAGCCCUCGCACUUGGUGUACCACCAGCACGUGCACGGCAUAGAAAACCUCUUCAAGUGCAACGUGUGCCAGAAAGGCUUCAACCAGUCCUCGGAACUGCUGCGGCACAAGUGCGUGCAGAACGCGGAGCGGCCCUUCAAGUGCGCGGUGUGCAACAAGUCCUACAAGCGGGCCUCGGCUCUGCAGAAGCACCAGCUGGCCCACUGCGCCGAGAAGCCCCUCAAGUGCACGCUCUGCGAGAGACGUUUCUUCUCCUCCUCGGAGUUCGUGCAGCACCGCUGCGACCCGGCCCGCGAGAAGCCCCUCAAGUGCCCCGACUGUGAAAAGCGGUUCAAGUACGCCUCGGACCUGCAGCGCCACCGGCGCGUGCACACGGGCGAGAAGCCCUACAAGUGCUCCUCCUGCGAGAAGGCCUUCAAGCAGCGCGAGCACCUCAACAAGCACCACAGCGUGCACGCCCGGGAGCAGCAGUACAAGUGCAUGUGGUGCGGGGAACGGUUCCUGGACUUGGGCCUGCUGCAGGAGCACAGCGUCCAGCACACGGCCGAGGGCGCCUACCAGGUGGCUGCUUGCUUGCCAUGAGCCUCCCGCCCCGCGGCAGCUUUCAGCUUGCAUGGGACGCUCCCGGGCCUCGGCCUCCCCUUCCCUCUCCUCGGUCGUGGACAACCUCCAGGGAGUGUGGGGGAAAGGGGAGGUACGGGGUGUGGGCAGGUAAACUUUCCUCUGGCCUCUGUGGUUGAUAUGCCGCCUGUAUUGAAGUGGCAACAGACGACGUGAACAUCGUGAAGGGGUGGAAAGGAAGGGAGGGAGGUGGAGAGAGGAAACUGCCUGUAGGUGCCUGGCGUUCCCUGGACUGUAGUUCACGCUGUACCUGCAGUUCCAGUGCCGGGAGCUCAGCUGCCUGCUACAGGCACCAGCCCCUUGUGUGCAGCCUUUUUCCCCUGCCCUGCCUGGGGGGGUUGGUGGGGAGGGCUGGGUGACUCUCCUCCUGGAGAGAGCUUAGGAGCAAGGCAGAGCCAGCCCUCUCUUCUCCUGAGGUGUGCUGCUCGGCACGGAAGUAGCAGGUUUCAGCUGCUGGGAUCUCCCACCUUCCUUGGUCCAAGCUCAGCUGAGGGCACCAUUUCAGAGCGUUAGUGUUGACUGACUGCCCCGACCUCCCCUGCUCUCCCUCCUUCUAGAGUGUUGAAAGGGAAAAGCCAUGGGGCUGCACAGCUCCAAAAAGCACUUUGGCAUUGCUGCUUUUGCAGUCGCUGGCUGUCACACUCUGCAAGGGUUCUGAGGGAGCCUGCGGGUCCCCCCAGUCCCUGUCAGCUGCAUGGGAAACUGUAGCAAGUGCUGCACUGCUACCAGAGAGCAUGGCAAGGAGCACCGGAACAGGCUGCCCAGGGAGGUCAUGGAUUCUCCCUGUCUGGAGGCAUUCCUGUGUAACAUGGUUUAGGCAACCCUGCCUUGGCAGGUGGGUUGGACUAGAUGAUCUCCAGAGGUCCCUUCCAACGCUAAAAAUUCUAUAAUUCUGUGAGAGCAUCCAUGCCCUGCUCCCAGCCAAGACAGACCCUGGCAUUUAAGAGCUGCUUCCUGAGGGAUCUAGCUCUCCUGCCCAGACUUGCCCCUAGGCCCCUUGAGCACCCCUUGGGCUGUUAGUGGUACCUCCAGGGGGGUCAGGCAAAGGGCUGUCCCAGCAGCAAAAACACUAAUGGGUGAGAUGAACACUACUAAUAACCUACAGCUGCAGAGGUGUUGCCAUCACCGACAGUAACCCACGGCGUGUGCAGGGGCCUUGGUGUCUGAUUUGCUGGGGGAACCAGAGCAAGGCAGGAGAAUCCUCCCAGGCCUGCAAGCUUGGCUCCACAGGGAGGGCAAGGUUACCAGUGGGUAAAGGAGGAGUGUAUUUUUUUUCCCAUCUCGCAGGAGUCCUGUUUUACCCCUUUACUCUUUCUUUACCUCUUCUGUAUUUUUCAGGUUUUGCACACUUCUUGUAAACAUCACUUAAAAAUAAAUCUCCCCUAGCAAGGUUGAUGCAGCCUCAGGUGUUUUCCUCUGCAGGAAUUUUCUGGCUUCUCGUGACCGAGGGAUCCAUUACAUGCCAGUUAGAUGCCUUGAAGGCUGAAGAUGUGCUUCCUAGGUUGCCCACCAGCCUUCCCCUCUCCAUCUUUGGAGAUACUAAGAUGUUAAGUAUCCAUCUGUGGAGAUACUCAAGCCCUGACUGGAUGUGGUCCUGAACAACCUGCUGUCGCUGACCCUGUGCAAGCAGGGAGUUGGACCUGAUGAUCUUCAGAGGUCCCUGCCAGCCUCAGCUCUUCUGUGAUCUUGGCUGGUGCUUGUGUGAGGUUGUGAUGAGCUGCAAGUAGUGAACAGCAGCCAGGAAGUUGCCCACGUGCUGCACGAGUGAGUAGGAUGAGUUUAAUAAGGUUCCAUGGCAAGCGUGGACAGGUUAAACUUGCAGAGGGUUGGACUGGACCUGCAUCAGUGGUGGGGGACGCUCAUAUGAAAGGUGAAAAAAGGCUUUAGUUUCCAUUUCCAGCAUGGUGAGGGGGAAUGGGGUGCAUUUUCAGGGGCUGGGACAGUGCAGUGACAGGUCAGACCCUGGGGCUGAGUCUUCUUCGUGUGCAGCUUUAAAGAGGUUAAAGCAGACUUUGCUCUCUGCUGCCCAAGGAAGAAGGACUGAUGGUGGUUAUUUUACUUCAUGCUGCCUCAAAGAUGUAGAACUUCUACAAAGUUUUCCAUCUAUGUUUCUUUUUCCUCUUUUUUUCUUUUUUUGUUUUGCCUUUUUUUUAAAGCAUUCAUUAAAAAUACUGUGUAGUUUAACUUGAUGUCAUACUGGAUCUUUAAAAAAAAAAAAGAUGUGAUAACCUGGAUUUUUAAAGAGCUCUUUGGUUCUAGGUAGCUGUUUUUUGCUGUUUAAUACGUAGUAAGUUCAGUGUAUGCUUUUCUGUAGGAGUAAAAGGAAGUCCAAACCAAGGAAGGCUAAUCCUGUCUUUGCAGAAGGGUUUGGUGGUCAGGGAGGUUGUGAGUGUGGGACCAGAUGGGGAGUGUGGCACCCACCUGAACCUGCUUCUUGGACAGAGGAGGAUGGUGCUGGGCCCCAGACACAGCUCCACACCAUGUGCUGGCCACAGAGCUGCCAGAUCCUGUCCCCUUGGUAUCAGCUGGGCAUAGGGACUGUUGGGGAAUGUUUCCCUUUGUAGUGAGCAACUGGGAAAGCCCUGGAUGUCCCAGUGAGGAGCUCUGGCUCUGCUUAGGACAUGGCAACAGCCAGGCAGUGUCCUGGCCAGAGAGACUGAUCAGGUCCGUGUGCCUAGGGCCCUGUGGCUGGGAUAAAGGGGAUGCUGUGGAGAGCUUGGCAGGGACGAGCCCAGGUCCAGGUCUUCAGGCAGUACCUGUGAGUAGGUGCCUCCUGGUUCAAAAACAUCUUAGUGCGGCAUUAGAACGUCAUUAUUAGGUCUGGCUGUGAGCCCAUGGUGACUCAGUCUCUCUAUCCUGUUUGCUGCCCUGCAACAGCCCAAAUCCAGUAGAAGCCCAUGGAGGCUGCAGCUGCCAGACCUUAGUGCUGGGGGCUGGAGGAUCUCUGUGGAGCAGGCAGCUGAGCAGCCAACCAGGAGCACUCGGGUGUAUUUUUAUAGGAGCAUUUUCUAGCUGGAAGCAGCAGUGUUGUGUACAGGUGGGCUGGGGGAGCAGGUUGAUCUCCGUUGCUGUGCCUUUAGGUCAUGUUUUGUACCGUGAGGUGAGAGGUGAUGGAAGUAGCAGGAGGCACACGAGUGUCAGGAGCGCAGUACUUUGUGGGGAGGCAGGGGCUGGCCUGGGAGCUGAUGUCCCUGGGGCAUUACACUGCAAAGGGCUCUCUGCUAACUGCUGGUGUUUUCUUUUCAAACCAAAGAGCAGUUGUGGCCAAAGCCUCUCGGGAGUAAAACGUGUUUCUACUCUGUACCUGUGCUGCACUUAGUUUCUGACAUUUAUUUCAAGCGACUUUCAGGCUUCUUCACGCUGCCUCCACUUGGCCUCUCGCAUCCCUCACACCCAGGAGGGAUGUGCUGGAGCUGGUGUUGCAUCAGCCCUGGGGCAAGUGCUCGUGCUUGGCUUCAAGACCUGGUUGCCAGACCCCCUGAGGAUGCUCUGUAGGGCUGGGCAGUGGAUGGUCCCUCCUGAAGGGUGGUUCUCUUAGCAGGCAGCCUGAGCAUAGGGUGCUGCCUGGGAGGCAGCAGGGAGGGUUAGGCUGGGCAGAGGUGAUGUGGAUGUUGUCCAGCACAUAAAUCCUGCUCUCUAGGGCUACUGGCUUCCUGAGUCCAGGAAGAAGGUAGUCUGUGACCUGGGCUUUUUUCUGAUCUUCACUUCCCCUUACCCUACCUACAGGAUGCCUUUAGCCAUGUCUCAGCCUCGUCCGCUCCACAUCUAUUUUGCUUAUAGUUUUAAAAGACCUUCUCAGCUCCUUUUCCCUUUGUUCAGUUCUUUAAUUGUAAACAGUGUUUUAUUUUUCAUCCCUUUUUCCAUUUUGCUUGUGAAGUCUCUUCCUUCAUUCCCACCUCCCCCCCCCUCAGCCCCAAAUUCCUCUCUAAGGCUGAGGCUGGAUCCAGGUGAUACCAAACCACUGACGGUGAGGUAUCUUGAUGGAAUCUUGAUGGAAUCCAGUGGAUGCUUCUGGUCCUCCUCCACAUGAGGUCAUCCAUCUGGCUGGACAUGGGCAAUGCCUGUGGCCUGGCAGUUUGGCUCGGCCAGAUCUUGUCCAUGGUACAUCUGGCUCUGGUGAGCAAGUCUAAGCCAGGACCAGGAGCCAGAACAGAGCUGUAGGAAAUGGGCACUGGGGGUGAGAGCAACCAUUUCCCUGGUGGGUUCCUUUGCCAGCUCUUCAAGGCUGGGGAUUCGGUCAGUGAAGGACUGUCAGACGUUCCAGGACAGAAGUCAUAGCACUGGGGUGGGCUUGGGCUGCUCAGUUCCCCUGGGAGUGCCUGUGGAGCAUCUGUGUGCAUCAAGCAGGUGGCUGAGCUGAGUUCACUGUGGCAUGGACACCCCUGGGACCAUGGGUAUGCCCGGGUGGCCCUGCCAGCGCUCCAGCAAGCAGACACCAUCCCUGUGAUCUGGGUGGGGAGAUGUGCACACUCUGCUCUUGGGGCACACCUGCUGGAGUGGGGGGCGAAGGGGAAGGUGUCCUCUGACAGAGUUUUGGGACCAUCUCUGGGUGCUCAAGCCAGCCCUUGCAGGGAGGAGAGCAGGGUGGAGAGCACUUUCUACGCUUCCCUUGGGUAUUUGCCAUUAAGUCCAGGCUGCAGCCGAAAACCCCUUGUUAUCCUUCAGAGUCUGACUCUCUCUGUUGGGUGGUGAGUUCACCUGCGGGAAGGUUCCUGCACACACAGGUGAGAUGCCAAGAUGCAAUAAGGGCAGGCCAAGGUUUGGGGCUGGCAGCUCCCCCCGGGCCAGGAGAGCACAGCUUCUCCCCAGCUGCCAGGCCUCCUCCACUGCCCUGCUGCUUUCUGGACGUGAAGAUGCUGCUCUCACAGCAUGCCUGGGAUGCUCAGUGAGGAGAGCAGGACCACAGGUGGGAGCUGGACCGUGGGCUUGUCUCUGAAUGCCUCCGAGCCGUGGAUCUGAGGGGCGUCAUGGCCAGUGAGGUUCUCAGGCUCCUCCUAAUCUUCACUCAUGACUCCGGCAGAGUCCCCAGGGCUGUGGGAAGUUGCAGCCAAGGUUGAUGAGGUUUGUGUGGCUUGCAGUGCCUUUAACACUGCUCUCCGUGUGUUUCUAAGAUGAUACUCCAUGUAUGUGUGUGUAUAUAUAUUGUAUUAACACAUCCCGCUCUUCUGUGUGAGUGUCAAAUGGUUUUGCUUUACUAAUAAAUUUAUAGUUAUUUAUACCU
This is a messenger RNA of Neopelma chrysocephalum (saffron-crested tyrant-manakin), 8083 nucleotides long. It is a transcript of the gene ZNF319, whose product is annotated as zinc finger protein 319. The transcript is spliced from 2 exons. Gene Ontology annotation, molecular function: DNA-binding transcription factor activity, RNA polymerase II-specific; RNA polymerase II cis-regulatory region sequence-specific DNA binding. The coding region runs from base 1162 to 2823 and encodes 553 amino acids. Gene Ontology annotation, biological process: regulation of transcription by RNA polymerase II. The record is from RefSeq and is a predicted model, not a curated record. NCBI's taxonomy places the organism in Eukaryota, Metazoa, Chordata, Aves, Passeriformes, Pipridae.